Drosophila serrata is the source of this 750-nucleotide messenger RNA. RefSeq lists its product as uncharacterized. The record is from RefSeq and is a predicted model, not a curated record. Lineage: Eukaryota; Metazoa; Arthropoda; Insecta; Diptera; Drosophilidae.
AUGUAUCUACCCGCGCGCUUGUCUCUGCUGAGUCUUCUCCUUUCGACGGUGGCCCUUGGCCAGAAGAGUAAAUCCCGCGAGGAUCGACCGCAGAGCAGGACUCUGGGCCUCCUGACGCCUCUCCUGCUGGGCGGUGGGGCUGGUCCGCUCUUCGAUUAUCCCGUGGCUGCACCCAUCAGACCAGCAGGUGGCUCAUCCUCAGCAGGAGCUGGAGGAGCAGGAGCACAAUCGGAUCCUUUGGACUCGUACUAUGGCAGCAGUUAUCCCAGCUAUGGCUAUAGACCCAACUAUGGAUAUGGGUAUCCCAAUUAUGGCUAUAACUAUGGUUACCCUGGUUAUGGUUAUGGCUAUAAUCCGUAUAGACCCAGUUAUAACUACAAUUACGGAGGAUACCAGAGACCACAGCCUUACUAUGGAUACAGACCGAGCUAUAGUGCUGCAUCUGUGUCCAGUUAUCCCGGAUACGGAAGUACAGCCAGCAUUUCCAGCUCUCCUUCCUAUGCAACCACGACGUCUGGUUUGGGCGUGGGUUCUGGGGUAGGAGCCGGAGCUGGAGCAGGAGUUGGUGGAGCUGGUAACCAGCAAUUAUCCCAGGCCCAGGCCGCUCAGUUAGCAGGACUUUUGGGCCAGGCCCUAGGUAGCAGUCUGCGUCCCCUGCUGGCUAAUGGAGGUGCUGGAGCAGCCUCUGGUUCACCCGGCGUGGGCGCUAAUCCACAAGCACUGAGCGGUUUACUCGGCCUGCUCGGUUAG